GCUUAUUUCUGAACUCAGGGCCGAGGAUUAGGCAGAGAGCAGUUCCAGUGUGAUGACAGCAUCCAGCAUAUAGUCAACCCCCCAUACACCACAUCACCAUCACCAUCCGGCCACGGAGGACGCCGCGGAUAUAGCUGAGAAACAGAAAUCGUUCCUUCUGGACACGCUCGGCAUCAGUGGUCUUGUAGAGGGACCACCCUUUCACUCCCGGUCCGUCUGUCUCCUCCUCAUACCACGAGGUGGCUGCAUCAGAUUGGGAUUGGCCCUGAUGAUUACAAGGACCCCCCUCCACCUCUUUUCAGCCAAUCCUGGAGGGGCUCCAGAGCUGAUGUCCCAGAGGGUGAGAGGGUAUUUGUGUUCUGGAGUCCUGAAGAGACAAGCUACAUCACGAUAAAUGGAGGAGAAAGAGCGAUGUAGGAGCAGGUCUCCAGCUCGGAGGGCCAGCCGGAUGCAGCAGGUGGUGGGAACAAUAAUACGACGCACCCGAGAGUCACUUAGCAGAGAACGGUUGCUAGGUGAUGGGAGGUCGCAGCACUCCAACAGUCUGUCCAAUCAGAACUUCCAGACCAAGCUGACACUGCAGAUCACCAGGGACCCGGUCCUUGACAGCAGCACGGGACAUGGCUUCACCCUCACCUCAAAUGAACCCGUGCUGGUCAGAGACAUUGUCACAGGGAGUCCUGCAGAUGGGAUCCUGUUCCCAGGAGACCAGGUGCUGCAGAUUAAUGACACAGUGCUGGAAGAUUUGAGUGUUGAGCAGGUGGAAGACAUGUUAAGGGACUUGGAGGACUGUGUCACUGUGACUAUCCUGCGGCACAUGACAAAUCCCAAGUCAUCUAUCAUGUCGGCAGAAAAGAGAGCUCGUCUGAGGAGUAAUCCAGUUAAAGUGCGCUUUGCAGAGGAGGUGGUGGUCAAUGGGCACACUCAGGGAAACUCUCUUCUCUUCCUGCCCAAUGUCCUAAAAGUCUACUUAGAGAAUGGACAGACCAAGGCCUUCAAGUUUGACAACACCACCACUGUCAAGGACAUUGUUCUGACUCUGAAGGAUAAACUGUCCAUCCGGGCCAUCGAGUACUUUGCUCUGGUGCUAGAGCAGCAGUACAGCAUCACCAAACUGCUGCUGUUGCAUGAAGAUGAGCUCAUACAGAAGGUAGUGCAGAAAAAAGACUCCCACGACUACAGGUGUCUGUUCAGGGUGUGUUUCAUCCCCAAAGACCCCAUGGACCUGCUGCAUGAUGACCCCUCUGCCUUUGAGUACCUAUUUUUACAGAGUGUUGGGGAUGUUCUGCAGGAACGUUUUGCAGUAGAGAUGAAGUGUAACACUGCGCUUCGCCUGGCAGCGCUGCACAUGCAUGAGAGACUAGAUAGCUGUGGACAGACCAGGACUUCUGUCAAGAGUAUUAUAAAGGAGUUUGGCCUGGACAGCUUCAUCUCUCCCACACUGCUGAGCAACAUGAGAGAAAAGGACCUGAGGAAAGCCAUCAGCUACCACCUCAAAAAGAUCCAGUCCUUGCUAGAGCCACGUCAGAAGGUAAUAUCUGUUACUCAGGCUCGGUUGGCCUACCUCACUCAGCUGGGAGAACUCAUUUCAUAUGGGGGACGAUCAUACACAGCCACAAUGAUGCUUCAAGACAGGGAAGUGCUGGUUAGCCUGCUGGUUGGAGCAAAGUAUGGGAUGAGUCAGGUCAUCAACCACAAGCUCAACGUGAUCUCUACACUGGUUGAGUUCAGCAGCAUCAGCCGAGUGGAACUGCUUUCAGAGUCGGACAAAGUCAGCCUACUGCGCAUCUCACUACACGACAUGAAGCCAUUUGCCUUACUGAUGGACUCUCUGGCAGCCAAAGACUUAGGGUGUCUGCUGGGAGGCUACUGCAAACUCCUGGUGGAUCCCAGUGUCAAUGUCUUCCGUCUGGGGCACCCAAAAAGGUUCGCCGUAAUAGAGGGUUAUGUGUCUCGCUGCUGUAGUGACUCAGAUGACUCAACAGAUGAGGAUGACCCAAUGGACUCUCAAAGUUAUAAACGUCCAGACCCUGCAAGUCAAGACUGGGAAGGAAGGAGGAGAGAGGAGGAAGAAAAGAGGAGAGAGGAAGAAAGAAAGGAGAGAGAGGAGCACAAAGGCAAACAGGAAGUGAAGAUAAUAGUAACAACAGAAGGUAAGGAAAAUGAGGCUGAAGAGGAAAGAGGAGCAACAGGGAGUGGUCUGCGGAAAUUUAGUAUUAUGGAUGAGGAAAUGAACCAGGAGACCAUGUGGUACCACACUGACCCACGGGUCACCAGCAGCUUCUCCAGUUUGUCCAGCAGCUCCUUGAGCGCUGCACUAGAAGAGAGUAGUGCUGCCGCAAAAGCACUCUGUGGACAAUGCACAGGUGGGGAACUCUCAAGCUUGGACAUUCACCACCCCUACAUCUUGGAGACAAAACGUUACCAAGGGCCCCUGCGACCGACCAACCUCAAUUACCGCGGCAAUGACAACUCUUGUCUUUGCUUUGCUGAGCUCUCCAAGGCUGAUUUCCUUCCUAGUCCACCUGAAGCUACCAGUGAUGAUGAUGAUGAUGAUGAUGAAGAGACAGAAAAUAGGGGGCUAGGGGAACUCAGACGCAUUUCUAAGAUUCCUAGUUCAAGAGAUCUGAGAAUGAUUGAUAGCACUCCAUUUCAACGAUCACCCAUUAAAAAAAAGAAAAAGAUUCCUCCAAAAGUCCCACUAAGGACAAGUUCCAUUCCUGGGCACAAAGCAGGACAGGCUGAGCAGCGCCUCUCCAAGGAUGAAGAGGGUCUAUUCCUGACUCCUUCACCCAAUCCUAAGCCAAGUCUUCUGCUCAAAGACACUGUCUCAGAGUCUGAGGACGAGUUUUUUGAUGCACAGGAGAGACUUACUCCUUCAGUUCCUGAUCUGUCAGACUCUGAGGUGGCAGACCGACGAAAUGCUAAUCGGUUGAGUGGUACCUGGAAUAGUCUUCCAGCUGUGCCAGGAAAAGAGCCAUCCUCCCCCCUUGCCAAUAAAGUCCACUGCUCUAAAAUAAAAAAGGAAGUGGAGCUGCUUAAAGGAUCCACAGAUAAACUUUCCACCCAACAAGCCAGUCCAACAAAGCCAUUACAGAAACCUGAAGUUAAGGUCAAACCACCACUGGCACCUAAACCCCAGCUGCCUCCCAAACCUCAGGUCAUUCCUCCCAAGUCCCCCCAGCAUGGGAGAUCAUAUGCCCACUGCAAUGGGGAUGCCUCUGGACGUCUGUCCUCCGAACUCCUGGAAAUGGAGCCAGACACAAUGGAAUUCAAGUCUGUCACAUGUGGGGCAGGUGGACUACCUUUAUCAUCAUCCCUGAUUAAAGUAGUGUGGUCCAGCAAGCAACCACCACCCAUCACAACACCACAAACUGAGGAAAAAAUGAAGAGGCAAGAAAAUAGCAUAAAACAGACUAAAGAUUUGGGACAUGAGAAUGGCACACAUGUGGAUUCCAAAGACAAAGCAUGCAUUUCUGAUGAAAAGGAAACUUCUAAAGUUGAUGGGGAAAACACUGGGACUGUCCUACCCACAAAAAAACUGUCAAACCUAGCCCCUAUCCCUCACUCUAAUUCAGGUACAAAGCCAACUGUUCCACCACCAGUGCCCCCAAAACCCACUUCUCCUGCCCAGCUCCAUCCCUUAUCACUACCUGCUAGCUCUCCUGUCUCACCUACUGAUUCAAGCAAAGGGAUUUUCAAGGAUAGCAUAGGUCCACCAAAUGGAAUCCAUCCUUGGAGCGGCCACAAUGGCAGUGUCCAGACCGGACCCAGGAGAGUCUCUCUGAGCCAUGAGAGCCUCUCACCCAAAAGUACAGAUGCACCUCUCACCCUUACAACAUCCCUGACCUCAACAAGCUCUAAAGGAGUUGGGGGUCUAGAAAGCAGAGAACCUGGAAGAUCUGGUUCAGGAUUAGACCUGAGGACCAGCUCCUCCAGUUUGGGAGGUAGACUUCCAGCCUCUGCCCUGAGAGGGAAAAUCCAGGCACUGCCUUGGUACAUGACCCGUUCCCAGGAAAUUCUGGGAACUCUUGACUUUCCCUCCACUAGCUCCAUCAAUGGAGACACAUCUGGAUUUGGCUCUGGUUUGUCUGUAGCCAGUGGUUUAUCUGACCUAAACAAAACCCCUGUCAAGGAAAAAGAGACAGUGGCCUUGAAAUCAGGAGGGAAAAGGAACAUUUUAGAGGAUGGAGCUGAAGUGGUCAUAGCCACCAUUAAAGAAGCCCAGGAAGUGACCUCACACAUGAAAAAGGCCAAUGGGACAAACGGUUCACACCCUAAUCUGAAUUUUAAAGAAAACAGUGUGCAUAGUGGAAGUGUUUCAUCAGAGCAACCUCAGUCACGGCCCCAUUCAGCAGUGGGGCUGGGCGGUGGGUCUAGCAUGCAAAUUGGAGGUGACUCACCGACCUCUUCACUUGCAGACACUAGCCCACCACAGCAGCACCGUGAAGCUUGUGGCUGCCGCACAGUUUACGCCCACUGUUUCAGUGGAGACACUGAAGAUGGUGUUAGCUUUGAUGAGGAGCUUACUGUUUAUGAGUUCUCCCGCCGCACACGCCCCAAACCUACCCGACCUGCCCCUGUCUCUUCUCCUACAACACCCUUCCCAAACCCCAAUAUCUUGUCACUGCUGAAAGACAACCCCCGUCCGCUCUCUACUUUUUCCACUGCAUCUUCUGAACUCAGUCCCCUAGUUUCAUGUCCAGUUUCCCCCACAGCCUCAUUUGGUGGUCCUCUUCGUUUCCUUACCAACAAAAAUUAUGGUGGGCUGAAGGGAGGUUUUGCUUCCCUACGUCAAGAUAUAGAUCAACUUCUGCUGGUCUUAGAGAGAGGAGCGCUCAAUCAGUCACAACAAACAUCAUGUCAAGACUCAAGACCGGAUGUCACAGGGAUGAGAGAAGGACAUGACCUAAAUCACAAUGGAAAUGAAGGCGAUACUACUCCUGCUCCAGGUCCAAGUUGUACUGGGUCAAGCCCUGCCACCAUGACAGAAGCUGAAAGGAGUCUUCUCCAGGCAGAGGCUCGACGAUUAGCAUCUGGGUGUCAGCGAGCCACACGUGUAGGUUGGGCUCCUGAUGAAGCCCUACGUUCUUUAUCCAACAGCUUUAGUGCUUUGGUUCAGCUGUCAGCAGCCUGCCUGAGAACAAAUCCCUGCCCUGGCUGUGACGUCUGCCGUAAUGUGAAUCUAGUCCACAAGGAUGAGGACGAUGACAGCCAGGAAGCCAUGGAUAAAUUAAAGGAGAUAGUGGGUCUGUACCGGGAGUUUGUUGGUGCUGUUGAGACAGCUGGAACUGGUGCUGGAGUUGGGGGCAAGAGUGUGGGUCUCACUGGAUCUGGACAGGGUCAUGGGGAGGGCGACGGGGUGAGGCUGCUGGCCAAACGCUGCACUGUGCUCAUCUCCUCUGUAUUCACACUCACGCAGCUCUUCCGGACACGCACACUAGACACCUCAGACCCACCUGGCCACAUACCUCUCAACUUUUGACCUGUGAACUCUCACCAACUAAUAAGUCACUGUUUCUUUGGAGGUGAAACAAGAGAAAACAGCACAGAGCAAACUGGUGUGGUACCCCUGUGCUCUUGGACAGUAAGUGCCAUGCACACCACAGCACAGAGACAUAAGCCGACAUUACACACACACACACACACACCAAACAAAAUUCAAAGAGAGGAACCUUCACUGCGUGGCCUCUUCUUGGACACGUACAGACUAUGCAUAUGUACAUAUGAAUUUUAUAAUUAUCUUAUAAUUUUCUUAUUUUAUGAUACAAUAUCUGUAUGUAUGUAAGGAUGGAUUACCCCUGUAUGUAUUUAUGUAUUUAUUUUUACAAUAUUUUCACCAUGGUCUGUAAUGUGCAGGUCACUGGUGAAAGAAAAAACUAUGGAUGUCACUGGAACUAAAAUUUUUUUCCUCUCUUUGAGAUGGUAUUAUGAUUUUUUUCCUUUUGCUGCUUUAUAGAUUUCUCCACUGAACAAGGUGUAAUCUGUAAAUGGUCAUUUUUCAAGUUUAUUAUUACAGGACAUAUUACUGACAAAAUACAAAAAAUAUACUUUUAUCACACUUGCAAAACAAUGUAAUUGACUGAUUAUUUUUAUACGUGCAGGGACCGCACCUUUUUAAGGACUAGGUUUUUCAACAUUGCCGGCACAUAUAAAUGGGAUACAAAACUAUACCAUUACAAUGCAGGGAAAGCACUUUUGACUGUUACAGAUUGCACCUUAUUAUGAGACACAUAACCUUGUGUAAAGUGUUUCUUCUACCCCUUCCCUGGUCCAGGCUGAUUCUGAGGGAAUGCUUCAUGGAAAUACUCCCAUUACCCAAAUGUAUGCAGUAUUAAGCAAGUUUUCAUUCAAAGGACAUGACAUCUAUAUCUGGGAAUGGGUGAGUGGAGCCCAGGGAACAAAACAGAGGACCUUAUAUAUGUAGUUUAAAAAUGUUUUUGACUAGGCACAAGGGAGACUGUUAAAACUCUGUCCAGAUGUAGCAAAUAUCCAAAGUCUUAAAACACCAAGCCACAACUGUUCCCCACUGUGGUUUCCUCUUUGGGCAAACCACCUUAUUAAUAACAAACUGACUGACAGAUCUGGUCUGACUGCUGUAUUCUGGAGUCAGAACUGUAGAUAUAAAUUUAAACCUCUGUGUCCUAUUCUGUCUCAACCUUAGUUUAUGGCUAUGCAAUCAUGAACUCCUCACCCCCACAUACUGUAUUCUUGGUUUUUGUGCUAAUUUUACAAAUGACAACAACAACAAAACAAUAAUACAUUAUGUUCUUCUGAAUAUAAUGGGUGCUUCUUUUGUUUGGAAUGUCAGCUUUUGUCUUGUUUCAUGAAAACCUACCGCAUUAUGGAUUGCAACAUUCUGCAUAAUUGCAUGGCAUUAGCAUUUGUCAAUAUGUUGACUCCUGUCUAUACUGAUGUCUGUGAAUUGUCAGUAAAAGGAUUACAUUGCUCCAUCAGUUUGCUGAUGUACAGUGUUCACUAAUCAGACCAUCCAUAUCACAUGGUGCCAGCUCAGUUGAUGAGCCAUCCGAUCUGAAGGAUUUACUCAAGCCACCUACCACAACAGCACAGUAAUUAAGCCAAAUCAGUCAGCAGUUGCUUAUACAAAUAAGAUAAGGGGAUCAGUUGAAAUAAAGACUGCUUAAGUGAGGAGAUAGGCAGUAUAUCUUAUCUACUAUAUUAAAUGUGGCUACGCUUCAAAAAUGAGGCAUGUCUCUUGUGUGAGACUGCAGAGAUUCAAGUUGCCAUGGAGGUCAUGUCCAGUAGCAGUGUUCAUCACAGCACUAAUACUAACACACAUUGUGUCUCAGGAUCAUCUCUAGUUGUUCAAUCAAACAGGCCAAAACAACAAAGAGUGCCUGUGUCACCUGCGUUUUUUUCCCCUGUAUGGUAAAAUUAUAUCAUUUCAUAUUCAAGAGAACAUUGUGUUUUUACAUGAGCAUCACUUUUCCAUACCCACGUACAACGAAAUCGAUGUACCAAGAAAUGUACUGUUUGGGAAUAAAUUACACACUGACCUUGAUAACACUGGAUGUGUUCGGGUUUUGUCUGUAGACAAUUGUUAGCCACUAGUGAUCUUGAUUUGUGCUUCGUGAAUUUCAUGUACUGGUUCAUACAGUGUAAGUGAGUCUGUUUAUCAGAUCAUAAUACAGUUGAGAGCCACUGUUCUUGACUUAACAUUAAACCCAAGGGCAACUUUUAACAACAGCACACAGAAUGGUCUG
This is a messenger RNA of Monopterus albus (swamp eel), 7724 nucleotides long. RefSeq names its product FERM and PDZ domain containing 1b (gene frmpd1b). Gene Ontology annotation, cellular component: cytoskeleton. The transcript is spliced from 17 exons. NCBI's taxonomy places the organism in Eukaryota, Metazoa, Chordata, Actinopteri, Synbranchiformes, Synbranchidae. The coding region runs from base 395 to 5485 and encodes 1696 amino acids. The record is from RefSeq and is a predicted model, not a curated record. Gene Ontology annotation, molecular function: protein binding.